GCUCCAUGUGGGGGGUGCUGCGCGCUGCGGGGAGGGUGCGCGGGCCUUUGCGCGCUGCCGCCUGCCGCCUCAUGGCCGCUUCGAGCCCGGCAGCAGCGCUGACCCAGGGACCCGCCAGCACCGCCGGCAUCAUCAUCAUCGGCGAUGAGAUUCUCAAGGGCUACACGCAGGACACGAACUCCUCCUUCAUGUGCCGGCGCCUGCGGGCUCUUGGCGUGAGCGUCGCCCGCAUCUCCGUGGUGCCCGAUGAUGUGGAGGCCAUCGCCAGCGAGGUGGCCGCCUUUGCUGCUCGUUUCACCUACGUGCUGACCUCGGGCGGCAUCGGCCCCACGCACGACGAUGUGACCUUCGAGGCCGUGGCUAAAGCCUUCGGGGAGAGGGUCGUCCUCCAUCCCGAGCUGGUGGCGCUGGUGCACAAGUUCUUCGGCAAGACGGAGGAGCAGUGCCCUGAGAUGAAGCUGGCUCGCAUCCCCGAGUCCUCCCGCCUCAACUACGGCACGGACGGGCGCACGGGCAGCGCCUUCAAGUACCCGCUGGUCAGUGUGCGCAAUGUGUACAUCUUCCCCGGCAUCCCGGCGCUGAUGGAGCGGGCCCUGGAUGGCCUCGCUCACCUCUUCCGCAGCAAGCAGACCCAUUUCCACUCCCGCACCGUCUACGUGGCCUCUGAUGAGAUGCUCAUCACGCCGGUGCUGGACAGGGCUGAUGCCGCCUUCCGGGGCCGUGUCAGCUUGGGCUCGUACCCAGACUGGACCAGCAAUUACUACCGUGUGAAGCUGACCCUGGACUCAGAGUCAGAGCAGGACCUGGAGGAAGCGUAUGGCUUCUUGAUGAGGGAGCUGCCAGCGGGUGUUGCCGUGCCGUUGGUGACAGACUGUGUCUCUCCAGCAGCUGUGGAGGUUUAUGGCCUGGCUGAGUCAGGCUCGGCCCUGGGGCAGAAGGUGGCAGCAGCCCUGAGAACCAUCGAGGAGGCUUUGGACCAGUACAGCCUGGUCCAGCUCUGCGUGGGCUUCAACGGGGGCAAGGACUGCACAGCCCUGCUGCACCUCGUCCAUGCUGCAGUGCAGAGGCGGCUCCCAGCAAGGAAGGAGAAGCUGCAGGUGCUCUACAUCCGCAUUGUGUCCCCAUUCCCUGAAAUGGAGCAGUUCAUUCAGGCAACAGUGCAGAGGUACGGGGUGCAGCUCUGCACCGUGGAGGGCUCCAUCCGGGAGGCCCUGGUCCAGCUGAAGGAGCAGCAGCCCCAGCUGGAGGCUGUCCUGAUGGGAACGCGGCGCACGGAUCCCUACUCACGCACCCUGACCCCCAUGUGUGCCACAGACCCCGACUGGCCCCCUUACAUGCGGGUGAACCCCUUGCUGGACUGGACCUACCGGGACAUCUGGGAGUUCCUGCGCAAGCUCUUUGUCCCUUACUGUAUCCUCUAUGACAGGGGCUACACAUCCCUGGGGAGCAUGACCAACACAAAGAAGAACCCAGCCCUACGCUGCACCGAUGCUCAGGGCCGGGAGAGCUACAGGCCUGCCUACGAGCUGGAAAACGAGGAAGAGGAGCGCACCUCCCGCCAGUGAAGGCCAUGUUCUGGGAGCCUCCUCCCCUGGAAUGCUGCUGAGAGUGACACUGAAUAAAGCUGCUGCCUGUCAGCACUAAAUAAACCUGCUGCAGUCUGCACUGCGCUGGCACGUGGUCUUGUUGAGCCCUGAGGGCUCCAUGGGGCAGGAGCGGGAGGAACAAAAGGGUCCCCAGGUUGUGCCCUGUCCCUGCACCCACUAUUGUGGGAGUUUUGGAAAUGCAGAGAACGUAGCAGGUUCCAGUGCUUGCCAGGGCCCCACACAUCAGCGCUGCUGCCUCUCCCACUGUGUCAGAUCCUGCUGGUUCCUCACGGGCCAUGCGCCUCCUCUGGAGCGUGGCAGCCUGUCUGCAGGGUGCCCCCCAGCAGGUGGCACGGGUACAGGCCCUGGCACUGCCAGCACCCACUGCCACCUCCCUGGGGCUGCGCCUGGGCUCCUGGUUGCUGCGGCUUCUGUGGAAAUGCUUCUACUUCCUUCUCUGCAGCUGGUGCAUCCGUGAGCUGCUGGACUAGGGAAGGAGUGUCCCAGGACCCCGUCAGCCCCUGCCUGCCCUGGUGCUGUGGGUGAGUGACCUGCCUGCAGCUUGACUUGGCAUGGUGCUUGGAAUGUCACAGGGGCCUGGAUGCGGUGUUUGGGGGUGACAGAAACCAGCCAUGGUGCUUGGAAUGUCACAGGGGCCUGGCUGUGGUGUUUGGGGGUGACAGAAGCCAGCCAUGGUGCUUGGAAGGUGACAGGGGCCUGGCUGUGGUGUUUGGGGGUGACAGAAACCAGCCAUGGUGCUUGGAAUGUCACAGGGGCCUGGCUGUGGUGUUUGGGGGUGACAGAAACCAGCCAUGGUGCUUGGAAGGUGACAGGGGCCUGGCUGUGGUGUUUGGGGGUGACAGAAACCAGCCACGGUGCUCCUGGAGUGAGAAGGGCCUGGCUGUGGUGUCUGAGGGGAGGCAGCCUGGCUGUGGCAGUUCUGGGGGUUGAGAGGGUGUGGCCUUGGCGCUGGUCAGUGCAUUGUUACCCCCUGUGCCUCUCUCCCCUCCCCAGGACUGUCCUCUUGCCCUGUGCUGAUGGAGCUGAUGGACUUGUGGCGCUGAGACUCUGCUCCAGCCUGUGCUCCCCCUGAUCAGAGACCCCAAUAAACCUGAGCAGUGCCUGACUGGCUGCAUCUGUUUGGGCAGAGCUCUGGCAAUGUCUGUGUGACUCUGUGUGUGUGUGUGUGUGUCCCCAAACCUCCUGAUCCCAGCCCUGGGUAGCACUCAGGCACUCCAGCACACCCCUUGCCCCUGUCCAGGACUGAGUGUCCUCACAUCCCUUGGGGCCAAGGGGCAAGAGUGGGGGGCUGCCUGCAUCUCCUGCCUGCUCCCCCACUCCUGCCUGCUCCUGUUUCACUCUGUGGGAAGCACCUAGAGCAGAA
This is a messenger RNA of Melospiza georgiana, 2970 nucleotides long. It is a transcript of the gene FLAD1, whose product is annotated as flavin adenine dinucleotide synthetase 1. Gene Ontology annotation, molecular function: FMN adenylyltransferase activity. The record is from RefSeq and is a predicted model, not a curated record. The transcript is spliced from 7 exons. Gene Ontology annotation, biological process: FAD biosynthetic process. Lineage: Eukaryota; Metazoa; Chordata; Aves; Passeriformes; Passerellidae. Bases 6 to 1565 code for a protein of 519 amino acids.